Phyllopteryx taeniolatus (common seadragon) is the source of this 1979-nucleotide messenger RNA. It is a transcript of the gene ubxn4, whose product is annotated as UBX domain protein 4. NCBI's taxonomy places the organism in Eukaryota, Metazoa, Chordata, Actinopteri, Syngnathiformes, Syngnathidae. The record is from RefSeq and is a predicted model, not a curated record. Gene Ontology annotation, molecular function: protein binding. Bases 106 to 1629 code for a protein of 507 amino acids. The transcript is spliced from 13 exons.
CGUCUUCUUCGACGGAGAGAGCGAGCGAGAGAGAGAGCGACAACAGAAGCAGCAACCGCAGCUCGAACGUUAGUUAUUGUAAGCUCGUUAUUGUAAACCUAUAAAAUGAUGAUUUGGUUUGAUGGGUCCAUACCUGAUGCCAUUAAUUUGGCUAAACAGAGGAAUCGUAUCUUUGUCAUCGUCAUUAUAGGUGAAGAUGAACAGUCAACAAACCUGGUGUCCAGCUGGGAGGAUGACAAUGUCUCAGAGAUGGCUCAAAAAUGCUGUGUUGCCAUUAAAGUUGACGCCAAGAGUGAUACCUGUGUGCAGUUCUCACAGAUCUAUCCAGUGGUGUGCAUUCCCUCAAGUUUCUUUAUUGGGGAGAAUGGUAUUCCUUUGGAGGUCGUUGCUGGCAGUGUGUCUGCCGCAGAACUCCAGAUUCGAAUCGACAAAGUACAACAGAUGCAUGGACAAAAAAUUGGCCCUGACAUGGUGUCACAAGAGACGUCUGCUACUGUGAUGAUCAGCCCAACACAACCUGCCAUGGCUGCACUCUCAUCUCCUGCAGUGCCCUUCAUAUCACCAGAAGAUGACAUGAGUUCCUCUGCAGUGGAAGACGUAGAACCUAGAGAGGCAACCAAAGCAGCUGGAGGUAGACAGUCAACUAAGACUAUUGCAGCGAGUGGACAUUCAGAUCGUACGAGUUUAUGUUUUACGAGUGAAGAAAACCUGGAUGUACAAAGAUUUAGCAUGGAACCAGAUGAGAGGCAUCAGCAAAAGACAACACUGAAGGAUGAGGAGAUUAAAAAGCCAAAGGAGCAGCAGAAGAUGGCAAAGGAUAUGCAUGACUUUAAGAGAGAACAGGAAGAGGAGAAGACCAAGCGACUCCUGGAAGAGAGAAACCGUGAGAAGGUGUUGGAUAAAGUUGCCAGGGAGAGGGUCAAACAACAAAUUGCUAUGGAUCGAGUGGAUAGAGCAGCCAGUUAUUCCAAAUCCUUGGAGGAGAAGGCUCAGCAAGUAAAACUGCAGGCAGAGCUGGAAGCAAUAAAGGGUACCUUUGCGAGGCCAAGGAGUAACAUCACAAGGCUCCAGUUUCGCCUCCCAGAUGGCUCAACCUUCACUAACCAGUUCUCCUCACAUAGCAGACUUCAGGAAGCUCAACAUUUUGUUAUACAGGAAAUUGGAAGCCGCUAUGGCAACCUUUCAAUGGCCACCAUGUUCCCGAGAAGGGAAUUCACCAGUGAAGACCUUAAUAAGACUUUAUUGGAACUGCAACUUGCUCCAAGUUCAUCCAUUGUACUUCUGCCUUGUGGCACGCCUGCUUCUACAGUUGUCCCGUCCACUAGGGGUGGUACAUGGGCUGUCCUGAGCACACUGUUGUACCCUGUUCUCACUAUUUGGCGAUUCCUCUGCUCUUUCAUGUUUCCGAGCCCACCACAAGAAACAUCAAGAAGCUCUCUUCCCUUGUCUCAGUCUUGCACCAACUCAGCAACACGCUCUGAUAAACCAAACAGAGAAUCGCUUUCCAGGCCUUUCGAGAAUCGUCCCAAGAACUUCAAGAAAGAUGGUAAAAUCUGCCAGCUCAGGUCUCAAGAGGACAGUGAGGAUGACAACAGCACCUGGAAUGGGAACUCAACACAGCAAAUGUAGCUCUUUAAAAGUAGCUUUUUUUUCUCAUCUGCUCCCAUCCUAAAAUCGCCACCACUAUCACCCCAUCUCGGUUGAACAAUAACAACAAUAAUAUUAAUAAUGCAGUCAUUCUAGAUAUUGUUUUGUAUCUUGUUAGGUUCACUUGCGUGGCAAAAUCUCAGUUAAAUGAUGUACUUGGAACCUAACUUUUAUUUUUCACAUUAGAUCAAAAAAGAGACAUUUUUCACUUGCUCAAACUUGCAUUUGUUGCUAACAUAGUGAUAUUUUGCAACCAAUUGUAUGUUUCUAUGAAAUUGUCCAUGAAGACUGUGCUUCAUCCAACACUGGGGGAAAAAAAUGCCAAAACUACA